AUGCCCUGGUACACAUCCUGGAUUCCAGGUCUCCCCACCAUCAACUUCCCUGUGCCGACCGCAAUCCAAGGCCGGUUCAUCUCAUUCGUUCUGAAGAAGACACUCGGACAUCUACUCAAGCCCGGGCAACUUGACCACAACCAGAUUGACUCGCAAAUCGGUUCAGGAUAUGUGCAAAUCAACGACCUCGAGCUGCAUCCCGAGGCCAUCAAUACCUAUCUAGAAGGCCUCCCUUUAUCACUGCAGGAAGGAACCAUAUCUUCUGUCAAAGCUCGGAUUCCAUGGCCUAAUCCUUUAGCUUCGACACUCGCGUCGGAACUCCCUCGAAAACCUGAAGUUGAUAUCGCAGAUUCUGUUGCUUCUGUCGCGGAGUCUUUCAUCCACGAAGAACUGUCCCCAAAGGAAGAGGCCAUCCUGUGGCAGUCAAUCCAUCGAGAGGAUUCAUCGCCUGCGGAUAUUCACGAUAAUCGAGCCAUCCCAGGUGGCCUGGAAGCAUCCUCGAUGGGUGGUUAUGAAACCCACACGCUUGAUUCGGACCCGGCUGGUGUGUCUGUUUUUGCAGGUUUAAUCGAACAUCUUCUUGCAAGAUUCGAAUUCGAUGUGCAAGACAUCAAGGUUACUUUGAUCCAUCCUGACAAUAUGUGCCUAACCUUGUCGUUGGACGAAAUUCGAUACCACACUACCUCAAAUAGCACACCCUCUGCUAAUUCAUCGUCGGAGAGCACCAACGGAGAAAGCCGUGUCAUAUCGCUCAAUACUUUGUCGGUUUCUGGCAAGAACCUGUUCUCAAGCGCAGUUGGUUCCUUCGCAACGGGCUCUCCGGCUCACUGUGGAUCCUUCAGCACGAUGACCUCGAGACCACUAUCUCGGGCAUCGUCCCAUUCAUCCCUAGAUGAAGAUGCUCAAUUCGCUAUGUCCCAGUCCUUAGCAAACCUACCAUCUCGACCAGACUCGCCACUCAGUUCAGUCUCCGAGAGCAUGUAUGAAAGCGCAAUUUCUACCGCACCUCCCCCUCAGGCAAUGGAUUCUUUCUCAAGCACGCCGGUCCUAGAUACCCCCUCCAUCCAGCCAUGUCGCCCUUUAGAGCCAAGUGCAGGUAUGAAUGAGCAGCCUGUGAAUGCCGAGGAGAACUUACUCUCGUUUGGUCCUCAUCCAAUAACAAUAACACUCGCCACACCGUCUCCAGGAUCAUACACGGAUGACAACCCUUUCGUAAACCCAGGUAGCCAUUCUUCCGUCUCCAUGACAGACGAAUUGCAGAUUGCAUUGUCCACCAACGUAAUUGCUGCCGCCUUCCAGCCGUGGCAUAUACAAGGGUUGUUACGCUUGGUGAAAGCGAUGACGCCCGGCCAUGCUCCAACACCCGAGCCCUCAAGGCCUUCGAGAGCCAAUUAUUUUCCACCUUUCAGGGCCACUGCACAACUUCGUGGCAUCGUCCUCCAGCUCCUCUCCGGUGCACCUGAAAUCUCAGACGAUGUUCAUGCAGCUCUCAGUAGCUUCUUCCAACACCCUCUCGUACCGCCUAAUCUUCAUCCUGGUUACACUAGAAUCCAUCUAGACUCAUUAUAUGCAUCCUUGUCCUCGUCGCGCCAAGCACCGGACAAGUCUCAUAAAUCGACCUCGAGAAACCGCAAGAGUGGGCCAUCACAUACCUCGCUUGAUUUCAGGAUAUCCGAUCUUUCAAUAAUUUCUUUCAUUCGAGAUCCCAAGGCUACUGAGUCCCCCGAACUACUCGCCUUUCCUAUUCUUGCGUCGGAUCCGUAUCUGGUUUCUCAGUACUCAGAUCGUCAUGUCCAACCACGAAGCGGCGCGACUUACCCAACCUUUCCUUCGUUCCCUGUUACAGAUUGGACAGAACGGAAGGACUGCCAUCUGUGGACCCGACUAUCAUAUUGGCGAUGCAAGCCACCUCGACCUGGUGCUGAGCUUCCCUCGAAUCCAUUCCUACGCAUUUCUGGCAAUCGUUUGGUGACGCCCAAGAAAGACAAGAAGGGAAAUACCUCGACUUCUGAUAGUCUAGAGGUUCACGUCAGCCCGCUUCAGCUUCGAGCUGACUUCGAACUUAUGCUGCAGCCUGGUGGCCCUCUAUCAUUCCUAGAAGAACUGAUGCACCUUGAGCCAUAUUUCAGCGAUAAGGACUCAGUCGUCUCUGAUGUAACAGUAGAUGAAUACUCCUCCUCAAGUAGAAAAGGAAAACGUCCAAUACGAGAAGAGGAGUAUGAUGACUCACCGUUUGGCGAUCCUUCCUCAUUCGACACGCCGACCAAAUUGCCCGAGGGGCAAUGUAAAACCGAGGAGCAGGAAGACCAUUCAUCCAGAAUUAUUGUCAAGUCACCUAUUGUUAGACUAUAUAUGAGCUGUCCUCCUCCUUCACAAUACGACCGCAGAUCUGGAAUCAUCGUCGUGGGUCUCCAUGAUAUCAACGUAGACCUUGGGCCGCCACUCGCUCCGACAAAUCCUCCCGUGAGGUUCUCUACUGAGGAGCCUUCCCAGGUGCCCGACAUCGACAUUUCCGAUGAAUCAGUGGUGCUGAAAGUGGGAUUCCGCCGGGCGGUUGUCGGAUGUUCCAUGGUUGGGUCAACUAUGGCGAAGAUAUUCGCUUCGGUAGGGCCUCUGGUGGAUGAAGACUUCGCUGAAAAGCAUACCUCUUUCGACCAGUCUCCUCCACCACUACGUCCGUGUAUCCGCGUCAUAAAUCCGCCUGCAAGAGGACCAAAUGCACCUUCCAUCACGGUAUUGAGCGUUGAUAUCCCCUCUAUGCAUGUCGACAUCUCGAAAGCUCAGUUCGAUGCUUUACAGUACUGGGUGGAUGACGUCACGCAAUUGUUGGAUCGCCUCUCAGGCAAAGUGUCCGAGGAAACAGAGCCGGUCGACAGCAGAGACACCAGCCUUAUCGGCAGCCGCUUCUUUGCGAAGUCACGGUCUGGCAGUGGCCUAAGUAAUAGCACGAAAGAGGGCGCUGAAUCAGUCGUGAAAUUGGCUGUAACAGAGAGUUUCAUUAAUGUAGCAGUUCCUCGGUCAGACGGCGUCGGAGGCGAAGUACGACCGUUCCAGAUACAAGCCUCCGAUUUAGACGUCUUGCUUGAACUCAACCCCGACAACAAGCAACAGACGAUCGUCACUCUUGGUGUUAUGCAUAUAUCUGUCAAGAACACGCCACAUGAAGGUCUUCCACAGACGUUCCUCGAUCUUACAUCCGCUCCAUCAUUAUCUACUGCGCCGAAGUCCAUCCUCAAGCUUCGUUUCUCCUCCUCGAUUAUCCCGGAGACGAACACGAAAGAAACCCGAAUCAAGCUAACUCUAUGUGGAUUCACGUACCGGUUCUUCCCGGACACAACUUGGAUAUCCGACCUUGCCUCGUUUGCCAAAAAUCCACCGGGCACAUUUGAAUCGGUUAUUCCCAGCGAUCGUACGCGGGUAUCUGUGAAGGCCAUCGAUGGUUCCAUUUGCGUCUUUGCCCCCAGGCAUCCCGGAGCAUUGGUAUUAUACCUGCGAGAGCUGGAAUUCUCGACAGAUGUUGUGGGUGGCGCACGCGGAUCUUCCUUUCAGGUCAAUGCCCCAGGGUUUUCGCUCCUCGCGUUGGAUGAUGUUGGUCAACAGGAAAGCGCUACAGACUCUAGUCGAUCUCUGCGUGGUAUCACGGCUUGGACUUCAACCGGUUAUGCCCUGAUCUCCGACGUUUCAAGUCUUGACUUGAUCGUCACGCACCAACUCGACUCAACGCCCUCUUGGAAGGUCGACAUCAACACUAUUGAGCUCCACCUACAUCUUUGCGCAGACACGAUGGCCAGCGUGUCAGCGUUUAUUCAGGACCUAGGGUCUUUGAAUGAGAGUACAGAUGAAACGCCUAAGGCUUCAACGAAGGCGCCUGCAGUCGUCAAUCCACCUCCGAGGGAAGGAAGAACAAUUAUGUCGUCAGUUGAAGACCUCAGGUUCACGAGACCUCCUGAGAUCGGGCACGCUCCAGACAUGAUAUACGAUGACCUGCCGACCAACCCUGAUUAUCUUGACGAAUCCUUUGGAGCAGCAGCAGGCCUUCGAGAGAUUCUGGACGAAGAUCUGGAUGAUUUUGACGAUCAAGAUAUCAGGUAUCCAACAGGUGUCAGCGAUCCGAGUACCAUUUCCAAUAUUGGAGGAGAAACUGUCAAGGUUUUCGAUGCUCAAGGUCUGAAAGUUAUUGAAGACUAUUUCUUAACCAUCCCGCCAGAUACAUCAACUCGACCCUCUGACCUGGGUGAAUCAAGAACUAGCGUUCGAAUCCUCGACGGAAACUUCAAUCUCUUCCUGUAUGAUGGCUACGACUGGGCCAAGACCAGAAAGACCAUCGAGGAAGAGGUGAAAGAGAUGCGCAAGCGGCUUGCCAAAAUCAGGCAGUUGGUCGCUAAUGGACAUAUGCAAGACCCUUCUUUCGAGGACACAAACGCUGUUCUCUUUAAUUCCAUUCAUAUCGGACUUGAAGAGGACGAGGAUGCCUUGGGAGAGCCAGCCACUCUGAUCGCAGCUAUCGAUAGGGAGUUGAAGGACGACACCGAAACCGCAUCCUGGCAAUCAUUCCCGGCCUUCAGUGCUGGCAAACCGCGUGCUCCUUCAGUGAAAGUUCACGGGAAGCGCCUAAGUCGAGCGAAGUCGUCGAGUAUGGAGUUCUGCCUUUCUGGAAUCUGUGCAGAAUUCGAUCAGUAUCAGCCAAAUGAUCCUCUGGUUUCUCGUACAUUUGUGACGAUACGGGACCUAGAAAUCUUGGACCAUAUCAAGACCUCGACAUGGAAGAAAUUCUUGACUGAGUUGAGGUCAGAUUCUCGCGGCAAUAUACGAGAAACGGAUUCCAACAUGGUGCGCAUCGAACUUCGCGGUGUUCGACCCGUCCCAGGACACUCUUCCGAAGAGGCCAGGCUCAAGGCCAAGAUUCUUCCCUUAAGGUUGUAUGUAGACCAAGAUGCUGUAGACUUCCUAAAGAAGUUUUUCAGUUUCAAGGACCCCCACGUUGCUCCGGGUCCAGAGCCGCAGUCUGAUGAAGGAGAGGCGUAUAUUCAACUUGCGGAGAUCUUCCCAAUCGAUUUGAAACUGGAUUACAAGCCUCGUCGGGUCGAUUACCGGGCCUUGAAGGAAGGGCGGACAAUUGAACUCAUGAAUUUCUUCCACUUCGAUGGAGCCGAGAUGACACUGCGCCACAUCACAUUAGCCGGUGUUACUGGAUGGGGCAAAAUGUUCGAAAUGCUCAACGAUCUUUGGACGCCAGAUGUCAAAGCAACACAACUCGUCGAAGUUAUUUCUGGCGUCGCUCCUAUUCGCUCAAUGGUCAAUGUCGGUUCUGGAGUAGCUGAUCUCGUCCUAUUGCCGAUUGCACAGUACAAGAAGGACGGAAGGAUAGUCCGUGGGGUACAGAAAGGCGCUACCGCUUUCGUCAAAUCCACCGCGAUCGAAGCGGUUAAGAUGGGUGCGAAAUUGGCGACGGGGACACAAGUCAUCUUGGAGCAAGCAGAAGGUGUACUCGGCGGACAGUUCACGGCUCCAAUCACAACUGAGACGGUUCAAGUGUUAUCUGGAGACGAUCUCACAUUCGAGAACGAGGAAGAAGACGAAGGAGCAGACUUGAUAUCCAGAUACGCUCAACAGCCCGUCGAUAUCAGAGAGGGAAUGCAGUCUGCGUACAGGAGCCUGCAAAGAAACCUCAGCUCCGCUGCUCAGACGAUCCUUGCUGUGCCCAUGGAAGUAUACGAACGAUCAGGGAAUGAGGGCGCUGUUCGUUCCGUUAUUCGGGCUGUGCCGAUCGCCGUCUUGAAGCCCAUGAUAGGCGCAAGUGAAGCUGCCAGCAAGGCCCUUCAAGGUCUUCACAAUACGCUGGACCCGAACGUCCGAUACGAGAACGAGGCCAAGUAUAAACUUCGAUAA
Cyclocybe aegerita is the source of this 5889-nucleotide messenger RNA. The record is from the annotation of a GenBank genome assembly. NCBI's taxonomy places the organism in Eukaryota, Fungi, Basidiomycota, Agaricomycetes, Agaricales, Hemipholiotaceae.